Molecule: messenger RNA, 1780 nt
Organism: Rattus rattus (black rat)
Lineage: Eukaryota; Metazoa; Chordata; Mammalia; Rodentia; Muridae
Product: polypyrimidine tract-binding protein 1-like
Biological process (GO): regulation of cell differentiation; regulation of RNA splicing; mRNA processing
Cellular component (GO): nucleus
Molecular function (GO): mRNA binding
Source: RefSeq, a predicted model, not a curated record
AUGGACCGCAUCGUCCCAGACAUAGCAGUCGGUACAAAGUGGGGAUCCGAUGAGCUCUUUUCCACACGUGUCAGCAACGGCCCCUUCACCAUGAGCAGCUUGGCCUCAGUAGCCAAUGGAAAUGAUAGCAAGAAGUUCAAAGGUGACAACAGGAGCACAGGAGUUCCUUCCAGAGUCAUCCAUGUCCAAAAGCUACCUAGUAAUGUCCCUGAGGGCGAGGUCAUCUCCCUGGAGCUGCCCUUUGAAAACGUUACCAACCUCCUUAUGCUGAAGGGGAAGAACCAGGCCUCCAUUGAAAUGAGCACAGAGGAGGCUGCCAACACAAUGGUUAACUACUACACAUGGGUGGCGCCAGUGCUUCAUGGACAGCCCAUCUACAUCCAGUUCUCCAACCACAAGGAGCUCAAAACCCACAGCUCACCCAACCAGGCAGGUGCUCAGGCAGCCCUGCAGGCUGUGAACUCUGAGUCAGGAAACCUGGCCUUGGCAGCCUCGGCUGCUGCGGUGGAUGCAGGAAUGGCAAAGGCAGGCCAGAGGCCAGUGCUCAGGAUCAUCGUGGAGAACCUUUUCUACCCAGUGACCCUGGACGCGCUGCACCAGAUCUUCUCUAAGUUUGGCACAGUCCUGAAGAUCAUCACGUUCACCAAGAACAACCAGUUCCAGGUGCUGCUGCAACAUGCUGACCCUGUGAGCGCCCGGCAUGCCAAGUUGUCCCCGGAUGGCCAGAACAUCUACAAUGCUUGUUGCACGCUGCGCAUCAACUUCUCCAAGCUCACCAGUCUCAACGUAAAAUACAACAACGACAAGAGCAGAGAUUACACUCGACCUGCCCUGCCCUCUGGAGACAGCCAGCCAUCACUGGACCAGGCCAUGGCAGCAGUCUUCUUUGUGCCCAGCAUAACGUCAGAUUCUCCGUAUGCAGGAGCCGGGUUCCCUUCCACCUUUGCCACCCGUCAGGCCGCAGGCUUCUCUGUUCCUAAUGUCCAUGGAGCCCUGGCCCCCCUGGCCAUAACCUCUGCAGCAGCUGCUGCUGCUGCUGCAGCCGGCCGCAUUGCCAUCCCAGGUUUGGCAGGAGCUGGGAAUUCCAUCCUUUUGGUCAGCAACCUGAACCCUAAGAGAGUCACACCCCAAAGCCUCUUUAUUCUCUUCAGCGUCUAUGGUGAUGUGGAGCAGAUGAAGAUCCUGUUCUAUAAGAAGGAGAAUGCGCUCCUGCAGAUGGCAGAUGGCAGCCAGGUCCAGCUGGCCAUAAGCCACCUGAACGGGCACAAGCUGGAUGGGAAGUCAGUGAGCAUCACACCGUCAAAGCAUCAGAGUGUGCAGCUGCCUCGUGAGGGACAGGAGGACCAGGGACUGACCAAGAAUUAUGACAGCUCACCACUGCAUCGCUUCAAGAAACCAGGCUCCAAGAACUUCCAGAACAUCUUUCCACCCUCAGUUACCCUGCACCUCUCCAACAUCCCGCCCUCUGUGUCAGAGGAUGACCUCAAGAGCCUCUUCUCCAGCAAUGGUGGGAUGGCAAAAGGCUUCAAGUUCUUCAAGAAGGACCACAAGAUGGCACUGAUCCAGAUGGGCUCUGUGGAGGAGGCAGUGCAGGCACCAAUUGAGCUGCACAGCCAUGACCUGGGCGAGAACCACCACCCGCGAGUGUUCUUUUCCAAGUCCACCAUCUAAGUGCCUGUGGGCCUGCGAAAGCUUCUGCCAUUCCAGAAAAGCCACUUUAAAAAGCAGCUGAAGUGACCUUACAGACCAGAGAUUUUAUGUUUUUUAAAGAGAGAUCAGU